Miscanthus lutarioriparius is the source of this 933-nucleotide messenger RNA. The record is from the annotation of a GenBank genome assembly. NCBI's taxonomy places the organism in Eukaryota, Viridiplantae, Streptophyta, Magnoliopsida, Poales, Poaceae.
AUGGACUCAGGGUACAACCCCCGGACGGUGGAGGAGGUGUUCCGGGACUUCAAGGGCCGCCGCGCCGGGAUAAUCCGCGCGCUCACCACUGAUGCGGAGGAUUUCUUCAAGCAAUGCGACCCGGAAAAAGAAAAUUUGUGCCUGUAUGGGUUUCCUAAUGAGAGCUGGGAGGUAAAUUUGCCUGCUGAAGAGGUGCCACCUGAGCUCCCAGAACCAGCAUUAGGCAUAAACUUUGCAAGAGAUGGAAUGCAGGAAAAAGAGUGGUUGUCCAUGGUUGCUGCACACAGCGAUGCAUGGUUACUUUCUGUUGCAUUUUACUUUGGUGCUCGAUUUGGUUUCAAUAAAAAUGACAGGAAGCGCCUCUAUAGUUUGAUUGAUGAUCUUCCCAUGGCUUUUGAAAUUGUCAGUGGGAAGAGUGAAACCAAGGCACCAGCACCAGCACCCCAAGCAGUAGUAACCAUAGCAAUAUCAAAUCGAAGUCUAACAACAAAAAGCAUUACUUCCACCCAAUCUGUGUACUGUCUGUCGAAAGCUUAUGACCUUGUAAGGUCUUCACAUCGCUCAAAACUACCAGCAUUUAUACACCAAGGGGGCAUUCAGAACACCAUCCAUUCCUGCAUAAAUAAACCAUCGGAGCCUAAGGUGAAGCAGACAAAACCGCGUGCCCCUGCAGAGGAAGGCCCGGGCGGUGAGGAGGAAGAUGGCAGUGCAAGCGAGGGCGAGCACGGGGAGACGCUGUGCGGCGCGUGCAAGGAAAGCUACGGCCCCGAUGAGUUUUGGAUCUGCUGCGACCUCUGCGAGAAGUGGUUCCACGGCAAGUGCGUCAAGAUCACGGCGGCCAAGGCCGAGCACAUCAAGCAGUACAAGUGCCCGUCCUGCACCGGCAGCGGCGGUGCCGGCAACAGCGGCACCAAGCGAGCCCGCCCAUCUUAG